Suillus clintonianus is the source of this 1543-nucleotide messenger RNA. RefSeq lists its product as uncharacterized. NCBI's taxonomy places the organism in Eukaryota, Fungi, Basidiomycota, Agaricomycetes, Boletales, Suillaceae. The record is from RefSeq and is a predicted model, not a curated record. The transcript is spliced from 4 exons. The coding region runs from base 301 to 1281 and encodes 326 amino acids.
GCAAACCUGUUUUUGCUUCACCACUGACAUGCUCUCUACACGUUCAACGUUAACGUUGGACCAACAUUGGACCGAAGAUUUCUCAUCGGCACACCAGGACACAGAUUUUUUUCAUCUGCUCAACGACUCGCACCGAGAACUCCAUCGGCAAUCGGAAGACAUACAGUCGUGAGAAAAUGUGGAGGAUACAUACCAUGAUGCUUGGUACUGCACCACCACAUACCUAGCUAGGAUCCUUGGCGCAGGGCGCCCAUCGUCGUCAUAUCCUUCCAUAUUGACUGGUUCUAUUAACGUCCCAUUAUGUCUGUCUCUCCUCCUGUAUUCAAUAUCCACACGCCCACAUCUUCUUUCGCGCUCAUCCACUCCCUCAAAGCUGAUACUAUACAGCAACUGUAUGACAAGCUUUCAAGGAAGCCUAACACGGGCUUCCAUGGAAAGCGCGUUGGUCCUGGUUGGAUCAAGUACAAUUGGAAUGACGCCGUGUGGAAUAUGGAUGAUGAAAGUGACUACACCAUCUUUGUAUGGAGGCAGAAAACACCCUCUACAUCCGAACAGUCUACAAGCGACAUAACACCAACGCUUCACGUCCACGAUCCCACAGCCCAACUCCCAGAACCACCCGCAUACUGCAACCCAUCCUUUUACCUAUUCGACUCUGCACGUGUAACUUCCCCGCGUCCUCGGUCGGCGCGGAGCGCCAAGUCACACAAGUCUAGGGCAAUUCAUCCUAAUUCACCAGACGCCGAAGAGAUCUCAGGGGUGGCAAAGCACAGAAAAGAUUUUGAGAGAUUCCAUAGCGAAAACGGUGUACGUACUGUUUUAGGCACCAUCGGUCCAGUCGACAAUGUCCGCAUGCUCUUAAAGAACGGUUACCGCCAUGUCUACAUCUCACGCAAGUUUGCGUUGAGGCAUGGGUUUAUUCCAGCAGACGCAGCACCAGGGCACUAUGGCUAUAGUGGCCUCGUCAACCUUGGCAAAUGGCCCAUCACCUUGAAGACAGCUGCAGAUUUCACUGAUAACACCCAAACCAACGGUGCUUCCAAUACACAAAGUUCGAAUCACCUACGAGCUAGCAAGUCAAAGACCGUUUCUGUCCCCGUCUUCUUAUCCGAGGAGCCGCACUUUGACGUCGUGCUUGGCCGCUCGUUCUUUGAGAAACGCCAAAUAAAGACUUCAUCCAUAGAUCCUACCGAGGUCAUCUGUCUUGAUACUGGGGACAAAAUCGAGUGUGAGUUGGUCAUACUCAAAGAUGGGAGGGGUCAGAUUGUCACUGUUACAUAGUAUGUAUUUCGGUAAUUUGGACAUAUGAUGUGGGCAUCUGCUGUAACCCGGAAUAGUACAUAGCACACAUCACAAGUAAGGAUCUUGCUCAGACCAGGUCGUCACAACAGGUCCGCUGUCCCAUGACAGUGUAACAGGAUCUGGGAUAGAAUCUAUCUCCUUCACAUAAUGAACUCCUUCUUGGACACUUAAAAUGCCUAUGCCAUGCCUGUGGAUAUGAAUGUUCGCCACCAACCCGAUCAUGAGACAAAUAUGUAUCACU